AUGAGCUCCUUUCGUCGUGACAAGAAGGAGGAAGAAGAUACAGGGGGAAAUAUCUUCCAGAAUCUCGACAAGACUGCACUUUUGCAAGAGGCUCGUUAUUUCAACUCCACCCCUGUAAACCCCAGAAAAUGUGUCCAGAUUCUUACGAAAAUUAUAUACCUACUCAACCAAGGAGAGAAACUAACUACUCAAGAAGCCACCGAUAUAUUUUUUGCGACAACUAAAUUGUUUCAAUCUAAGGAUGUUGUUUUACGUCGUCUUGUAUAUUUGUGCAUUAAAGAAUUAAGCUCAAUGGCACAAGAUGUAAUCAUCGUAACGUCCUCAUUGACCAAAGAUAUGACUGGCAAGGAGGAUCUGUAUCGAGCUGCAGCAAUCCGUGCACUGUGCAGUAUAACUGACAGUACUAUGCUUCAAGCUAUAGAACGGUACAUGAAGCAGGCCAUUGUGGAUAAAAACCCUGCUGUUAGCUCAGCUGCUCUUGUGUCUGCUCUUCAUCUAUCUGCAACUGUUCCUGAACUAGUUAGGAGAUGGGUUAAUGACGCACAGGAGGCAAUUAUGUCUGAUAAUGCAAUGGUGUCAUACCACGCCCUGGCAGUAGUAGCGGGUGCCAGAAAGAAUGAUCGUUUAUCAACUGUGAAAUUGGUAACAAAGCUAUCUCGUUCACCUUUAAGAUCACCAUUUGCUUUAUGCCUGUUAGUUAGAUAUGCUGCCAAAUUAGCAGAAGAGGAUCAAACUGAAGCAUCAGAACCAUACUUGGAAUUUAUAGAAUGUUGCUUGCGUCACAAAUCCGAGAUUGUUGUUUAUGAAGCUGCUCAUGCUAUUGUUAAUUUGCGAAAGUCCGCUAGAGAUCUUGCCCAAGCUGUGAGCGUUUUACAAAUUUUCUGUGGUUCAUCCAAGGCUACCCUUCGCCUUGCUGGAGCUCGUACUUUAGCCAAGUUAACAACAAAACAUCCAAAUGCUGUUGCAGCUUGUGCUGUUGACUUGGAAAACCUGAUUUCAGAUCCAAACCGCUCUGUUGCUACUUUAGCUGUGACAACUUUGCUUGCCACUGGAGCAGAAAGCUCAAUUGAUCGCUUGAUGAAGCAAAUUUCAACUUUCAUGUCUGAAAUAUCAGAUGAAUUUAAAAUUGUAGUUGUCCGUGCCAUAAGGCGUCUUUGUACCAAAUAUCCAAGAAAGCAUCAAUCGCUGGCCUCAUUUUUAGCUGGGAUGUUGCGUGAUGAAGGUGGCGUACAGUACAAAACUGCAAUUGCCGAUGCAAUUAUUGCCUUGAUAGAAGAAAAUCCAGAUGCAAAAGAGACUGGUCUAGCUCAUCUUUGCGAAUUUAUUGAAGAUUGCGAACAUACAUCACUGGCAGUAAGAAUUUUGUAUGUUUUGGGUCGCGAAGGUCCUAAAGCUCGUCAGCCUUCUCGCUACAUUAGAUAUAUCUACAAUCGAGUUAUUUUGGAAUCUGGCCCAGUUCGAGCUGCUGCUGUAUCUGCAGUUGCUCGUUUUGGAGCUACUUGCGAGGAUCUGCUUCCAAAUAUUAGUGUAUUGUUAGCACGUUGUCAGCUUGAUGACGAUGAUGAAGUUCGUGACAGAGCUAUAUUUUUCAGCGCUAUCUUGAACUCCAAUGACCCUCAACUAAUCAGCGAUUAUAUCACAAACGUACCGACUCCAAACCCAGUUCUCUUGGAAAAAGCUCUUCAUGAUCACCUUAGAUUGAAUCCUGAUAAACCAUUUAACAUUCUGUCGGUUCCAUCAUCAGAACCUACCAAAGAACCUGAAGAAGCCCCUGUUCAAAUUGAAACUCGUAAACAACCAGUUGUUUCUCUUGAAGAAUUAUAUUCUGAACAAUUGAAAGUGGUUCCCGGCAUUGAAAAACUCGGCCCACCGUUCAAGACAUGUAAAGCUAUUGACCUUACUGAGCCAGAAACCGAAUAUCGUGUACGCUGUGUUAAACAUAUCUUUGCACGACAUUUAAUUUUGCAGUUUGAGUGCUUGAACACACUUAGCGACCAGCUUUUAGAAAAAGUCCGCGUCCGCCUGGAAUCAGCUCCUGGAUAUAAAAUCCUAUGUGAAGUUCCAUGCGAGCAACUACCCUAUGAUAAACAAGGUAGUGUGUUUUGUCUCUUAGAAUUCCCCCGUGGCCCGAUAGAAACCUUGGGUACUUUUGGAGCUACACUUGAAUUUUCAGUUCGAGAUUGCGAUCCUACUACUGGAUUGCCUGACGGCGGUGACGGAUAUUCCGACACGUAUCCUUUAGAGGAAGUAGAUGUUGGAUGCGCUGAGCAGUUCCGCGCUCACGUGGCACCUGAUGAUUGGGAAGCUUCAUGGGAAAGAGCAGCGUCAGCCGCCGAAGCUUCCGAUACCUUUGUACUGUCACAGUCAGAUAUUAAUGAAGCAGCAUCAGCAGUCUGCGACCAUUUAGGUUUACCUAAAGCUGCCAUAUCAGGUGACGCUGUAAAGGAAAUCCGUGGUGGAGGUUUGUGGCGCGAAGGGACACCCAUGCUGGUACGUGCACGUCUGGUAGCAUCUCAAGGGUCUGUGACUAUGAAACUCACGGCUCGCUCUCCUCGUGAAGAUGUUGCUACACUACUUUUAGCUGCAGUUGGCUAA
Molecule: messenger RNA, 2595 nt
Organism: Danaus chrysippus (African queen)
Lineage: Eukaryota; Metazoa; Arthropoda; Insecta; Lepidoptera; Nymphalidae
Source: the annotation of a GenBank genome assembly